AAUUGGCUCGCCAUUACUGGUGUAGCUGCGGCCCUUCCCGCCGUUCUCCUCCACGAGUGGAAGCACAGGAGGGCACUGGCCGCUUGUACCGGCCGGUCUUCCCGCCUCAAUCCCACCAAAUCUGUAACAAUGUGGCCCCAGAGGUCUGUCCCGUGUGGCCCCCCAGAGGCCUGUCCCGUGUGGCCCCCCAGAGGCCUGUCCCGUGUGGCCCCCCAGAGGCCUGUCCCGUGUGGCCCCCCAGAGGCCUGUCCCGUGUGGCCCCCCAGAGGUCUGUCCCGUGUGGCCCCCAGAGGUCUGUCCCGUGUGGCCCCCCAGAGGUGUGGCCCCCCAGAGGUCUGUCCCGUGUGGCCCCCAGAGGUGUGUCCCGUGUGGCCCCCAGAGGCCUGUCCCGUGUGGCCCCCCAGAGGUCUGUCCCGUGUGGCCCCCAGAGGCCUGUCCCGUGUGGCCCCCCAGAGGUCUGUCCCGUGUGGCCCCCCAGAGGUCUGUCCCGUGUGGCCCCCAGAGGUGUGUCCCGUGUGGCCCCCAGAGGUCUGUCCCGUGUGGCCCCCAGAGGUGUGUCCCGUGUGGCCCCCCAGAGGUCUGUCCCGUGUGGCCCCCAGAGAGAACCACAAUAAGGAUUCUAGUCCCCGUCUCCCAGGAGAAUCUGGCACCAUGGACCGGAACCCUUCUCCCCCCUCCAGCGAUGAUGAGGAGGCACCCGAGGAUGAUUCUAUAGGUGACACUGUAUACAGCAAACACUGGUUCUUCAGCACCCUGACCCGGCUGAUUGAGGAGGUUUCGGGAGGUGAAUCAUCUGCGGAACAAGAGACUGAGACAGCAGUGGAUCUGGAUGAGGAACUGGAGAGUGAGAUCUGUAAAGUGUGGGACAUGUCUAUGAACCAGGACGUGGCGCUGUUCCUGCAGGAGUUUAAAGCACCAGAGAUUUUAUUGGGAAUCAUCGUUAAGUCUAAAUGCUGCCGUCUUACUGAGAUUUGUGUGGGGAUCCUGGGGAACAUGAGCUGCUUCCAGGAGCCCUGCCUCACCAUCAGCAACAAUGAGAGUCUGGGUGAGGUGGCACUUCUCCUGCUGUCAGAUCCAGAUCCCCCCACGUUACUGGAGACCAGCAGGCUGCUCCUGACGUGCUUAUCCCAGGCGGAGGUGGCGGGCACGUGGGCUGAGAGGUUCCGGAAGCAUCCGUCUGUCAGGGACAACCUGUGCUUUAUCAUGUACAGUUCCACCAAUGUGGAUCUGUUGCUGAAGGUCGGCCAGCUGCUGGACAGACUGUUUGACAUGGAUGAAGACUUGAUGUUGUCAUGGAUACAGAGAGAUUUCAGGGAAUCCAAUUCAGUUACAGACAAUGCGGAGGACACAGCGGCACCAUUGGAAAUGGUUCCCUGCUUAUUGGAGGCCACUAAGCUGCUCAGAUCUGAGAGCCCCAAAGGGCUGGACACUUACCUGCACAUCCUGCACCUGCUCACAACCACCCAAAUAGGCACCCAGGCCAUAGUCCAAUCGCCUGAUGGUGGAGAGGAGAUGUGGGAGUUUCUGUCGGACCUGACCUGCAACGACCUGUGUCAGCCUAAUGACCCCCCACUUGUUGUACAGGAGCAGAAGAGCCUUUUAUCCUCUGUGCUGGCCGUCCUGUCGACCAUGUUUGUCUCGCAGGAAAAGCAGCGACAGAGAAGGGAAAGAAGUUCCCUUGAGCCCAGAUCAGCUGGUGGCGCUGUUGUGUUGAAGUCCUAUAGGAAACACUGUUGGCUGUCACAGGAGGGAGGCGCUUUGCCCCUAAUUAGCAGCCUGUCCCGAGUUCUGGAGAACCUGGAGGAGUGUCAGAAGAAAUGUUCAGAAGAUAAAGCGCACGAGAGCCCAGAUGCUCGCCAGGACGAUUUCUAUUUACAAGUCGUGAAGGACGUGAGCUGCGAAUUCCUCUCCAACAUCCUAUCGGAGCUCAGCAAGGACGAUAUAUUACAAGGGAUCAGCCUGGGGCACAUUACUGAGCAGCGCUGCCUGUGUGCCCUCCGGAACCUGCUGCCCCUCUACAGUCAGUCCGUGAGCAGUUUCCUGGUUGCCCUGGGUGAAGCUGACCGGACCCUCGCUGACACUCUACAGAGAGAGACGUCUGUCCUGGCAGAAUAGACAUAAGAGACAGUUCUUCACAGACAGAUUUCCCUGCUGUUUGCCACCUCCUGGGCCAGUUCUUUAUCCAGUAAUGGGAUUUGAUUUCUUGCCCCAGUCUGGCACAAAGGGUUAAAUGCAAAGUGCUCUGGUUGGGCUUCUAUAGGUUAAUCUGUUCCCUAACUCCCAUCAGCCCUUGCUACAAUAGGGUCACAAUUACAGUCAGGCUGUGCCUUUUCAUUGGCUGGGUGAGGAGGAUUAUGGGACAUGGAGAGGUGGUGACUGGCACAUUUAUGGUUAAUAUGUUUUUAUUCACUUGUUACUUAUAAGAGAAUAAAUUUAUGCAUUUUUGCUUUUUAAUUCCUUAA
Molecule: messenger RNA, 2462 nt
Organism: Xenopus laevis (African clawed frog)
Lineage: Eukaryota; Metazoa; Chordata; Amphibia; Anura; Pipidae
Gene: saal1.L
Product: serum amyloid A like 1 L homeolog
Exons: 14
Coding region: 130-2115 (661 amino acids)
Biological process (GO): positive regulation of synoviocyte proliferation
Cellular component (GO): nucleus; nucleoplasm
Source: RefSeq, a predicted model, not a curated record